AUGAUAUUCCAAUUGUUGUUUCUACUUAUUCUAAAAUCUGCAAUUAUAGCAGCAGCUCAAACGAUUUCCUCAGUGAAAUAUUCUUAUACGGAUAAUUUACAAAUUACAGAUACUACGAUAUCAAGCAGCGGUAUUUAUUCAAUUAUUAAUGCAAAAUCUGUUACGUUGAGUGGUAGUAUUUCAAAUCAAGGACAAUUGUUAAUUGGCUCUUUUGGUUCAUCAGCGGCUACUGUUUCCGUAUCUGCUUCAAGUUCAGUUAGUAAAUUUCAAAAUGAUGGUGAUUUUUUAGUAGAUACUAGAAAUUCAAAUAAUAAUUCUCCAAAUUUACAAUUUACUACAUCCAAUUUUGUUAAUACUGGUAGAUUCUCAAUCUUAUCAUCAAGUCAAAUAACUGGGAAAAUCACAGGUAGUUCAUUUUCCAAUACAGGUAUUAUCACUUUGCAACUGGCACAAUUGGGAUCAUCUGGUGUAGCAAUUGGUAGCACCAAUGGAGGUACAACAAAUAACAAUGGGCAGAUUUGUUUAAUAAAUUCAGCUGGUGAUCAAGGCUCUUCAAGUUACUCAGGUAAUGGUUGUGUUUCAAUAUCAAAUGGUGUUUUUUACCUAAGAUCAAGCUAUGCCUUUCCUCAAACUCAAACAAUAAAUUUAGUAAAUUCUGGGGCUAAUAUAAUUGUUGACUCAUCUCAAUCAAGAACUUAUUAUGUUUCUGGUUUUGGAAAUUCUAAUACAAUUAGCUUAGAUCAACCAAUAUUCUCAGUUCAAUAUUCAUAUGAUACUUUAAGAAUCAAUGGUAAUAAUAACAUAAAUCAAUAUUUUAAAAUUGGGAGGGGCUAUGAUCAAUUUAGGUUCAAAAUUAAUGGAAACUCCGUCAGUUAUCCAAACUCACCACCUUCUGGUUCAUCUCAAGCAAAUUAUUGUCAAGCAUGCCCUAACAGUUUCCCAGACAUUCCAGGUAAAGAUGGACAAAAUUAUUUAACUACGGUUACUUCAACUUUAACAGAUGGCUCAGUAAAGACAAUAAGUGGUUCUGUUAGCAUCUUCACCUCAUCAUAUGGUAAUUAUGUAACUCAAACUUCAAUAAUACCACCAAAGCCAACAACUACUCAAACAAAAUUCUGGACAGGAAGUUCAAUCGUGACCUCAACAUUUACUUCCGCGUCUACAGACCUGGUUAUUAUUCAAGUCCCCCCCAAUCCUACUCUUACUAGCACAGUGUUUUAUACAGGGUCUUCUAUUGUUACAUCUACACAAUCAAAUAGCUUUUUGCAGACCGAUUACGUGAUUGUGCAAUUUCCACCCAAUCCAACUAUCAGUGUUUCACAAUUUUACACUGGCUCAUCUUUGACUACUUUAACACAAAGGAAUUCAUUUGGGAAAACAGACAGCGUUAUUUUUCAAUUCCCAGCAAAUCCAACAACUACUAUUUCAAAAUUUUUUAGUGGAUUAUCUAUAAACACUUUAACUCAAAAAAAUUCACCAUCAGCCACAGAUUCAGUCAUAGUUCAGUUCCCUCCCAACCCAACAGCUACUAUAACGACGUUCUACACCGGCUCAAGCUUGUCAACAUCAACUAUAAAGAAUACUUUUAUGAAUACGGAUACUGUCGAAGUAUUUUAUCCUUCUAAUGGUGUUCGAACAACUACUGAAUUUUGGAUUCAGUCAUAUGCAUCAUCGUCAUUAGAAACUGCUGGAUAUGGAUCAACGAAUGUUUUACAUGUAUUAGAACCACAUAAUCCAACAACCACACUUACUCAAUUCUGGUCUGAAAGCUUUACUUCGACAAAUACAAUCACCAAUCCUCCUUUAAACACAGAUAGUGUUGAAAUUUUUUAUCCAUCGAAUGGUUUAACUGUUACAACAGAGUUUUGGAAUGAAAGCUACGCAUCUAGUUCAUUAGAAACAGGUGGAUAUGGAUCAACGAAUGUUUUACAUGUAUUGGAACCACAUAAUCCAACUACCACUCUUACUCAAUUCUGGUCUGAAAGUUUUAUUUCAUCAAAAACAAUCACAAAUCCUCCAUUAGAUACAGACAGUGUCGAAGUAUUCUAUCCUUCAAAUGGUAUUCGUACAACUACUGAAUUUUGGAUUCAGUCAUAUGCAUCAUCGUCAUUAGAAACUGCUGGAUAUGGAUCAACGAAUGUUUUACAUGUAUUGGAACCACAUAAUCCAACUACUAUGCUCACUCAAUUCUGGUCUGAAAGCUUUACUUCGACAAAUACAAUCACCAAUCCUCCUUUAAACACAGAUAGUGUUGAAAUUUUUUAUCCAUCGAAUGGUUUAACUGUUACAACAGAGUUUUGGAAUGAAAGCUACGCAUCUAGUUCAUUAGAAACAGGUGGAUAUGGAUCAACGAAUGUUUUACAUGUAUUGGAACCACAUAAUCCAACUACCACUCUUACUCAAUUCUGGUCUGAAAGUUUUAUUUCAUCAAAAACAAUCACAAAUCCUCCAUUAGAUACAGACAGUGUCGAAGUAUUCUAUCCUUCAAAUGGUAUUCGUACAACUACUGAAUUUUGGAUUCAGUCAUAUGCAUCAUCGUCAUUAGAAACUGCUGGAUAUGGAUCAAGGAAUGUUUUACAUGUAUUAGAACCACAUAAUCCAACGACCACACUUACUCAAUUCUGGUCUGAAAGCUUUAUUUCGACAAACACAAUCACCAAUCCUCCUUUGAACACAGAUAGUGUCGAAAUUUUUUAUCCUUCCAAUAGUUUGACUGUUACAACAGAGUUUUGGAAUGAAAGCUACGCAUCUAGUUCAUUAGAAACAGGUGGAUAUGGAUCAACGAAUGUUUUACAUGUAUUAGAACCACAUAAUCCAACAACCACACUUACUCAAUUCUGGUCUGAAAGCUUUAUUUCGACAAAUACAAUCACCAAUCCUCCUUUAAACACAGAUAGUGUCGAAAUUUUUUAUCCUUCCAAUAGUUUGACUGUUACAACAGAGUUUUGGAAUGAAAGCUACGCAUCUAGUUCAUUAGAAACAGGUGGAUAUGGAUCAACGAAUGUUUUACAUGUAUUAGAACCACAUAAUCCAACGACCACACUUACUCAAUUCUGGUCUGAAAGUUUUAUUUCAUCAAAAACAAUCACAAAUCCUCCUUUAAACACAGAUAGCGUCGAAGUAUUCUAUCCUUCAAAUAGUUUAACUGUUACAACCGAGUUUUGGAGUGAAAGCUAUGCAUCUAGUUCAUUAGAAACAGGUGGAUAUGGAUCAACGAAUGUUUUACAUGUAUUGGAACCACAUAAUCCAACUACUAUGCUCACUCAAUUCUGGUCUGAAAGCUUUACUUCGACAAAUACAAUCACCAAUCCUCCUUUAAACACAGAUAGUGUUGAAAUUUUUUAUCCAUCGAAUGGUUUAACUGUUACAACAGAGUUUUGGAAUGAAAGCUACGCAUCUAGUUCAUUAGAAACAGGUGGAUAUGGAUCAACGAAUGUUUUACAUGUAUUAGAACCACAUAAUCCAACAACCACACUUACUCAAUUCUGGUCUGAAAGCUUUACUUCGACAAAUACAAUCACCAAUCCUCCUUUAAACACAGAUAGUGUUGAAAUUUUUUAUCCAUCGAAUGGUUUAACUGUUACAACAGAGUUUUGGAAUGAAAGCUACGCAUCUAGUUCAUUAGAAACAGGUGGAUAUGGAUCAACGAAUGUUUUACAUGUAUUGGAACCACAUAAUCCAACUACCACUCUUACUCAAUUCUGGUCUGAAAGUUUUAUUUCAUCAAAAACAAUCACAAAUCCUCCAUUAGAUACAGACAGUGUCGAAGUAUUCUAUCCUUCAAAUGGUAUUCGUACAACUACUGAAUUUUGGAUUCAGUCAUAUGCAUCAUCGUCAUUAGAAACUGCUGGAUAUGGAUCAACGAAUGUUUUACAUGUAUUGGAACCACAUAAUCCAACUACUAUGCUCACUCAAUUCUGGUCUGAAAGCUUUACUUCGACAAAUACAAUCACCAAUCCUCCUUUAAACACAGAUAGUGUUGAAAUUUUUUAUCCAUCGAAUGGUUUAACUGUUACAACAGAGUUUUGGAAUGAAAGCUACGCAUCUAGUUCAUUAGAAACAGGUGGAUAUGGAUCAACGAAUGUUUUACAUGUAUUGGAACCACAUAAUCCAACUACCACUCUUACUCAAUUCUGGUCUGAAAGUUUUAUUUCAUCAAAAACAAUCACAAAUCCUCCAUUAGAUACAGACAGUGUCGAAGUAUUCUAUCCUUCAAAUGGUAUUCGUACAACUACUGAAUUUUGGAUUCAGUCAUAUGCAUCAUCGUCAUUAGAAACUGCUGGAUAUGGAUCAACGAAUGUUUUACAUGUAUUAGAACCACAUAAUCCAACGACCACACUUACUCAAUUCUGGUCUGAAAGCUUUAUUUCGACAAACACAAUCACCAAUCCUCCUUUGAACACAGAUAGUGUCGAAAUUUUUUAUCCUUUCAUUCCUUCAUCAUCAAUUGAAUUCACAUCGUACACAACCACUUUUAUGGAAUUAUCAGACGGGGAAUAUGUUUCAGAGACUGGAGUCGUGAUUAUUACGACUAAUUCAUUGGGAGACAUUUAUACUACGAUAAGUUUGAUUAUUUCAUCAUCAGAAAGCUCAUCUGUUCAAUCUGCAUCAACUUAUAGCUCACCCGAGCCAUCAUCAUCAUUAUAUCAAAGCUCACCUUUAACAUCACCGUCGUCUGAAAAUACAUUCUUGCCAUCAUCUUCUAUUGAAUUAACAUCGUACACAACCACUUUUGUGGAAUUAUCAGACGGGGAGUAUGUUUCAGAGACUGGAGUCGUGAUUAUUACGACUAAUUCAUUGGGAGACAUUUAUACUACGACAAGUUUGAUUAUUUCAUCAUCAGAAAGCUCAUCUGUUCGUUAUUCAUCAUCAGAUAGCUCAUCUGUUCAAUCUUCAUCAACUUAUAGCUCACCCGAGCCAUCAUCAUCGUUAUAUCAAAGUUCACUUUCAACAUCACCAUCGUCUCAAAAUACAUUCUUACCAUCAUCUUCUAUUGAAUUAACAUCGUACACAACCACUUUUGUGGAAUUAUCAGACGGGGAGUAUGUUUCAGAGACUGGAGUCGUGAUUAUUACGACUAAUUCAUUGGGAGACAUUUAUACUACGACAAGUUUGAUUAUUCCAUCAUCAGAAAGCUCAUCUGUUCAAUCUGCAUCAACUUAUAGCUCACCCGAGCCAUCAUCAUCAUUAUAUCAAAGCUCACCUUUAACAUCACCGUCGUCUGAGAAUACAUUCUUGCCAUCAUCUUCAAUUGAAUUAACAUCGUACACAACCACUUUUAUGGAAUUAUCAGACGGGGAAUAUGUUUCAGAGACUGGAGUCGUGAUUAUUACGACUAAUUCAUUGGGAGACAUUUAUACUACGACAAGUUUGAUUAUUUCAUCAUCAGAAAGCUCAUCUGUUCAAUCUGCAUCAACUUAUAGCUCACCCGAGCCAUCAUCAUCAUUAUAUCAAAGCUCACCUUUAACAUCACCGUCGUCUGAAAAUACAUUCUUGCCAUCAUCUUCUAUUGAAUUAACAUCGUACACAACCACUUUUGUGGAAUUAUCAGACGGGGAGUAUGUUUCGGAGACUGGAAUCGUGAUUAUUACGACUAAUUCAUUGGGAGACAUUUAUACUACGACAAGUUUGAUUAUUUCAUCAUCAGAUAGCUCAUCUGUUCAAUCUUCAUCAACUUAUAGCUCACCCGAGCCAUCAUCAUCAUUAUAUCAAAGCUCACCUUUAACAUCACCGUCGUCUGAAAAUACAUUCUUGCCAUCAUCUUCAAUUGAAUUAACAUCGUACACAACCACUUUUGUGGAAUUAUCAGACGGGGAGUAUGUUUCAGAGACUGGAGUCGUGAUUAUUACGACUAAUUCAUUGGGAGACAUUUAUACUACGACAAGUUUGAUUAUUUCAUCAUCAGAAAGCUCAUCUGUUCGAUAUUCAUCAUCAGAUAGCUCAUCUGUUCAAUCUUCAUCAACUUAUAGCUCACCCGAGCCAUCAUCAUCAUUAUAUCAAAGCUCACCUUUAACAUCACCGUCGUCUGAAAAUACAUUCAUACCAUCAUCUUCUAUUGAAUUAACAUCGUACACAACCACUUUUAUGGAAUCAUCAGACGGGGAGUAUGUUUCAGAGACUGGAGUCGUGAUUAUUACGACUAAUUCAUUGGGAGACAUUUAUACUACGACAAGUUUGAUUAUUCCAUCAUCAGAAAGCUCAUCUGUUCAAUCUGCAUCAACUUAUAGCUCACCCGAGCCAUCAUCAUCAUUAUAUCAAAGCUCACUUUUAACAUCACCGUCGUCUGAAAAUACAUUCUUGCCAUCAUCUUCAAUUGAAUUAACAUCGUACACAACCACUUUUAUGGAAUUAUCAGACGGGGAAUAUGUUUCAGAGACUGGAGUCGUGAUUAUUACGACUAAUUCAUUGGGAGACAUUUAUACUACGACAAGUUUGAUUAUUUCAUCAUCAGAAAGCUCAUCUGUUCAAUCUGCAUCAACUUAUAGCUCACCCGAGCCAUCAUCAUCAUUAUAUCAAAGCUCACCUUUAACAUCACCGUCGUCUGAAAAUACAUUCUUGCCAUCAUCUUCAAUUGAAUUAACAUCGUACACAACCACUUUUGUGGAAUUAUCAGACGGGGAGUAUGUUUCAGAGACUGGAGUCGUGAUUAUUACGACUAAUUCAUUGGGAGACAUUUAUACUACGACAAGUUUGAUUAUUUCAUCAUCAGAAAGCUCAUCUGUUCGAUAUUCAUCAUCAGAUAGCUCAUCUGUUCAAUCUUCAUCAACUUAUAGCUCACCCGAGCCAUCAUCAUCAUUAUAUCAAAGCUCACCUUUAACAUCACCGUCGUCUGAAAAUACAUUCUUGCCAUCAUCUUCAAUUGAAUUAACAUCGUACACAACCACUUUUGUGGAAUUAUCAGACGGGGAGUAUGUUUCAGAGACUGGAGUCGUGAUUAUUACAACUAAUUCAUUGGGAGACAUUUAUACUACGACAAGUUUGAUUAUUUCAUCGUCAGGAAGCUCAUCUGUUCAAUCUUCAUCAACUUAUAGCUCCUCCCUGCCAUCAUCAUCUCAAAGUUCAAUUUUACCAUCGUCAUCAUUUGAAAGUUCAUUAGACCCAUCCUCUUUAACUAACAGCUACAGUAUACCGUCUGAACCUAUAUCAAAUCAAAGCCCAAACCUACUGUCUUCAUUAACUGAAUCUUCAAAUCAGAAAACUACAUCACUUGAAACCUCAACAUUUGUUGAGAGUUCAAAUAUUUCAAUUUCGUCAUCCGAAAAUUCAGAACUGUUGUCCUUAAUGUCAUCUAGCUCAAUUGAAUCAUCGGAACCUUCGAAAACCAGUAUACAAUCUACCGAUUUUUCAAUGGCUGUAGAUGCAGAAGCUUUUACUUCGGUAUGGACGAUACAUAAUACAGAUGGAUCAAUCGAAGUAGAAAGUGGAUUAGUUUCUAAGUUUAGCACAGGUUAUAUAACAUUAACUACUUUUCCCCAUCAAACGAGUUUCCCAACAAUUUCAGUUUCCCAAGUAGUUUCUUCGAGUGCUGAUUUAGCAAAUACUUUAUGUAAAAGAAAUGAAUUGGGUGAUUGUAUAAGUGCUCCGAUAUAUUCAAAUUCAACAAUACAAUCAUCAGAUUUGAAUACACCACUACCAUCGUCAAAUUAUGAUUCAUUAUCUAGUGAUUAUAACUCAAAAUUAAAUUCUGACCCGAUGGCUUCUUCUACUACUUUUGAAGCUUCAUUUUCAUCAAGUUUUCCAUUCCCGAUUACAAGCACCAUAUCAAGUACAGGUUCAAGCUCGAGUGAAUUAACAUCUUCAAAUUCUAUAAACGAACUCUCCAGUUUGUCAUCAAGUGCUUCUUUCUCAAAUUUUAUUAAAUCAUCUAUAUCUGAAGAAUCAAAAACAUCAAGCAAUUUAAGCAAUCAAAUUAUGUCUAGCAGCUUAGCAAAUUCUAUUUCAACUGAUUCACGAUUAUCAAGCAGCAUUACCAGUCAAAUCACACCAUCGAGUUCCACAAAUUUAGUUUCAAACUUAGACAAUACAAGUCAGAAUUCAGUAAAAUCUGAAUCAAGCACUUAUGCAAUCUCAAACUCACCUGCAGAAACUUCUUCAACAUCCAUUACACAACCGGUACCAACCAAAAGCAUAGAGAAUACAUCGAGUAAUUCAAUAUCUGUCACUGAUAAUACAACUUUAGAAGUCACAUCAGAAUUAAAUCCAUCUGAUUCUUAUCCCGACUCUGGAAUUACAACUUCCACACCAUCUACGACACCAGACCAAAAUCAAUUGGUAAAUUCAAGCACAUUUUCAAGCGACACGUUGUCAAAUUUAAAAUCAAAAGAUAGCCCAAAUUCAGAAUCAACAAUAGAUUCUGCAAUUUCAAACUCUAAUAUUUCAACAAAAUUACCAGGAUCCACCACCAUAUCAUCUAAUUCAGACAAUGCAAAUACAAAAAGCUCAUCUGAAUUUCCUGAAAUCACCGCAGCGUUAUCCAGCUCUUCAAUUAGUGGUUCAAGAGAGGGAAAUAGCUUACCGACUAACACAAACGGUAAUUUAUCAAAACCAAAUUUGACGACUGCGCUUGAAAGUGCUCUUUCGAUCAAUUCAAUUAGUAAUGGUCAAAAACCUGUUACUUCAAAAUCACAAGACCAACUAAUGUCAGAUGAUGUGAGUAAAGAAACUUCAAGAGCUAAAAGUUUUGAAAGCAAUAGAGAAACAGAGGCUGCAAGUACUACGUCAUCAAAUGAUAAAGGGCGCGAUACUCAAAAUUCGAUAUUACAAUCAAGUUCAAUUACUGAAGAUCAUCAAAGAUAUCAAUCAGAUACAAGACAACCAAUUACAGAUCAACAAUACACAACAAAAUCCAUAACAGCUCAAUCACUAAAUACAAUGGAUCAAAUUUCAUCAACAUCUAAGCAAAGUUCAACUAAUCCAGAAUAUUUAUAUUCAUUGGAUGAUUCAUCAUCCAAUAGUCCUGGACUUUUUAGUACUUCUAAAUAUUUGGCUCAACCAGAAGAAUCAAAUGUAUCAAUUCAAUUCUCAUCAACAUUAAAGACAUCUUCAAUUGUCAAUUCACAAACUAAUUCUACACCUACAAUUUCCCUUGUUAAUUCUUCAUCCAAAAAUAAAGUUUCGUUACGUUUAAUUUCGGUUAUAUUUUUAAUACUGAUAUUUGUGAUUAAUUUAUAG
Insectozyma verbasci is the source of this 9171-nucleotide messenger RNA. NCBI's taxonomy places the organism in Eukaryota, Fungi, Ascomycota, Pichiomycetes, Serinales, Debaryomycetaceae. The record is from the annotation of a GenBank genome assembly.